UCCACUUUCCAUAUCCAACGGUCCAUAUCAUUUCAACUUCCGUUUCAAUCCCCUCCCCGAGCUCCGAAACCCACUCUAAGCCCCUCUCCCUCUUGUGCGCCACCGCCGCCGCCGCCGCCGUCGCCAUGCAGUCCUCAGCACUCUCGUCGACGAGAUCUCUCCGUCCUUAUCCUUCUCCAACCACCAACGCAUCCGCCACAUGCAGCCGCCCCUUUUUUCUCUCCUGCCUCCGGCCUCAGCGCCUCUGCGUUUCCGCUUCGUCGUCCAACGAGCGCCAGCACGUAGUCGAAAGUCCCCCGCCUCCGGCGUCAGAGAUUCCUCCCAUUCCCCACAAGCUCAACCGCUUCAGCUCCCGGAUUACUGAGCCCAAGUCCCAGGGCGGGUCUCAAGCCAUCCUUUACGGGGUUGGCCUCUCAGAUGACGAUAUGAAAAAACCCCAGGUGGGGAUCUCAUCCGUGUGGUACGAGGGUAACACUUGCAACAUGCACCUUCUCCGUCUUGCCGAGGCCGUCCGCGAGGGCGUACGCGAGGCUGGCAUGGUUGGAUUCCGAUUCAACACCAUUGGCGUUAGCGAUGCUAUCUCGAUGGGAACCAGAGGAAUGUGCUAUAGCCUGCAGUCGAGGGAUCUUAUAGCCGACAGUAUCGAGACUGUAAUGGCAGCACAGUGGUAUGACGGCAACAUUUCCAUUCCAGGAUGCGAUAAAAACAUGCCAGGUACAAUUAUGGCUAUGGGAAGACUCAAUCGACCAAGCAUUAUGGUUUAUGGUGGAACUAUCAAGCCUGGACACUUUAAUGGAAGUACCUAUGAUAUAGUUUCAGCAUUUCAGUGUUAUGGAGAAUAUGUUAGUGGGACAAUAAAUGACGACGAAAGAAUGAAUGUGGUACGCAAUUCCUGCCCCGGGGCUGGUGCUUGUGGAGGCAUGUAUACUGCAAAUACUAUGGCAUCUGCUAUUGAGACAAUGGGCAUGUCACUUCCUUACAGCUCAUCAACACCUGCAGAAGAUCCACUGAAGUUAGAUGAAUGCCGUUUAGCUGGGAAGUAUCUAUUGGAAUUGCUAAAAAUGGAUUUGAAGCCUCAAGACAUUAUAACAGAUAAAUCAUUACGCAAUGCUAUGGUUAUUGUUAUGGCACUAGGAGGUUCUACUAAUGCAGUAUUACAUUUAAUUGCUAUAGCUAGGUCUGUGGGUUUGCAUUUAAGUCUGGAUGAUUUCCAGAAAGUUAGUGAUAAGGUCCCUUUCCUUGCUGAUCUCAAGCCCAGUGGAAAGUAUGUGAUGGAGGAUUUACACAAGAUUGGAGGGACACCUGCAGUGAUUCGGUACCUUUUGGAGGAAGGCUUUCUGGAUGGAGAUUGCAUGACUGUCACAGGGAAAACACUUGCAGAAAAUGCCAAGCUCUUCCCUUCUUUAACUGUUGGACAGCAAAUUAUAAGACCGCUUGAGAACCCUAUCAAGGCCACAGGUCAUAUUCAGAUACUUUAUGGAAAUCUUGCUCCAGAAGGUUCUGUGGCUAAAAUUACUGGGAAAGAAGGGUUAUUCUUCUCCGGUCCUGCUCUUGUUUUUGAGGGGGAGGAGUCGAUGAUUACAGCAAUUUCAGAAAACCCAUUGAAAUUUAAGGGUAAAGUUGUUGUCAUCAGAGGGGAAGGACCCAAGGGUGGACCAGGGAUGGCUGAAAUGUUAACACCAACUAGCGCUAUAAUGGGUGCUGGUCUUGGGAAGGAAUGCGCCUUGCUGACUGAUGGUAGGUUCUCUGGAGGAUCCCAUGGGUAUGUUGUAGGCCAUAUAUGUCCUGAAGCACAGGAAGGUGGCCCAAUUGGUCUCAUCCAAAAUGGCGAUAUAAUCACCAUCGAUGUGGUGAAACGAAGAAUGGACGUUCAGUUGACAGAGGAGCAGUUGGCUGAGAGAAGAAAAAAUUGGACUCCACCGCCUCUGAAAGCAACCCGAGGAAUUCUCUACAAGUACAUCAAGAAUGUGCAAUCUGCUUCGCGAGGAUGUGUAACAGAUGAGUAAAGAACUGAGUUUUCUCCUUUGCGUCUACAAUUCAACCUAGCAAGUUACCUUCCAAGAUAUGUCUUGUAUUCUCAGAUUUUGUAGUGUGAUUGUGCACGUUUUGGAUCUUGUUUUAGCUCUGUCAAUUUGAUUCUUGAAAAUAAAUCUUCCGGAAUAUUUGCUUAUGGGUCUCAAAAUGUUGAAGUUUGAAAUAAUGUGAGAUAGAAUUCAGUUUUGUGCUGGUGGAUCAUCUGUAAGAUCCAGCAAGCACUCUAUGUUUUUA
Molecule: messenger RNA, 2268 nt
Organism: Zingiber officinale
Lineage: Eukaryota; Viridiplantae; Streptophyta; Magnoliopsida; Zingiberales; Zingiberaceae
Product: dihydroxy-acid dehydratase, chloroplastic-like
Exons: 14
Coding region: 126-2006 (626 amino acids)
Biological process (GO): branched-chain amino acid biosynthetic process
Cellular component (GO): chloroplast stroma
Molecular function (GO): dihydroxy-acid dehydratase activity
Source: RefSeq, a predicted model, not a curated record